UCACACUGCUCUCACAUCAAUCACAAGCACUACCUCAUCGCACAUCAAUCACAGCCAUAACCUCAUUCAAAUCAAUCACAAGCAUCGCCGGCCACGAUCAUGCAAGCCGCUUUCGUCGCCGCCCCCCUUCCCAUCGAGGCCUACAAAGGCACUCUGAACGACCUCCUCACCCCUCCUGACUGUUCCGUGUGCAACGGCAGUCAUCCUCCAUCAUCCUGUCGUCCGGCCGUGGACGACAAUCAGCGGGGACUGCCAGGCAUCAUCGCCUGGCUCCCACGCCGCGCCCAUGUCCCGUCCGUAUCGUGUGCUCACGAGCACCUCCGAUCAGACUCGGCCUUCGACCAUCCUUGUCUGGUGUUGGAGACCAGCGCUUGUGGCCACCUCGCCUUCUGCGCACAAGUGACCUCGUUCGGAGACGGCUCCAUCCACGACAAGUACGAAAGAGCCCGAGAUCUGUCCGUCAAGAGGCAGAUCUUCAACGAGUAUGUCAACUUCCGGGAGGAUGCCGACGUCCGUCACAAUCAGCUCGGAGAACUCGACUAUGGGGGCGACAGAUUGCCGAAGCAAUCAUAUGUGCACCUCGAGUUCGGCUUCUGGAUCGAGCAUGUCAACCUGUCGUCAAGAGGCCGAAGCAGGCUGUGGGAGGAGUCGCUGUCCGAAGUCCGACAGCUGUAUGCGUCCGCCGAGAACCAUCGACGGACAAAUGGCAGCUGCGGGCAGGAGAAGCUGCGGCGAUCAGCUGAACGGCAGUCCCGUCGUCCAGUCUCGCCCCCCUCAGCCUCGCUGAACGUCGUGGCGCACAGGCGCACAGGCUUCGGUCAGCCGUCGCCGCCGCGGAUAGCUCAGUCACCGCAGGAGCCGGCGCACUGCUUCGCUGCGCCACCCUCGAGUCCAUCACCGCAGCAUCAUCACCAUCAGCAGCAGCAGCCCGAGCCUCCGCUGUUUCAGCUACCAAGACGAGGCAAUGCCGCGCUCCGGAUCACGGCGCCUGUCGAGGUAUAGCAGCGACGCAACGACGUGAUUG
Messenger RNA from Neohortaea acidophila, 1024 nucleotides. RefSeq lists its product as uncharacterized. The record is from RefSeq and is a predicted model, not a curated record. The transcript is spliced from 3 exons. Lineage: Eukaryota; Fungi; Ascomycota; Dothideomycetes; Mycosphaerellales; Teratosphaeriaceae. Bases 100 to 1002 code for a protein of 300 amino acids.